CGGUCGACGGAUGAACGAAAGAGCAGAGCACCGGCACGCGUAUACAUCACCCCUGAGAGAGAUUAGGCGAGAAGGCCCCAAAAGACGCCGGGUUCGGUGGCGUUUCCGAAUCUGGGUGCUUUACCUGAUCCUAAGCAAACGGUUGGCGAUCCGACAUACACAGCAUCCAGAGGGUUGGCAGGUAUAAGACUUUUCGAGCCAUUUUGUGCCCGAUCGUCGUUCGUCUCUUUCUCCCACCAACCGACCUAAUCGCUCGGUCGCACGCUCUCGAAGGGUGACACCCACCCUUCGAGAAGGGCCUUUCGGGAGGGGUGAAUUUUCGUGGUGCGGUUCACAUUGCCCUGCAGUCACAGUCAGCAACAGGAUCGUCAACUAAACGUCACGGUGUUUGCCAGAUGUAACGGACAUUUUGAUAAGUCUAUAAGGAACACUCGACCUAACGCAAAACACAGAUAAGGAGAUAGCUUUCCAGAUCAGUGCACGGAAGUAGUUGCAGAGAAAUAGAUGGUUACAUUUCUUCGCUCGAAUAUCAGCUCCGAUACGGUUCGCCGAACGUCGAUUUCAUGAGGGUGAUGCGGUGAUCAGUGACCGUUAUCGAAACACCCCGGAAGGAUCGCGCUUAAAUCUCAGGACGAUCUUAUCAAGCGAUUAGCAUCGGGGUCAUGCACAUGACCCUGUGAGUGCGAUUCGAGAAGGAUCCGAGUUCGCGUCGACCAAGUAUCAAGAACGUGAGUAUCGCGAGAAGAUGUUCGUUCAGUGAUAGUGCACGGUGUUAGCCCUUGAUCAACGAUAAGAAACGACAAGAGCGGAUUUGCACGCUGGGACAUUCUGCGAUUACGAGACACGCGAGACACACGCCGGAAGAUGAGGCUCUGGAUGGUUCUCACCGUGCUCUCGGUGACGGUGCACGCGUCGUUGGAGGAGAUCACCAGGAACAAAAAUCGCGGCAGGGGAUCCACGUGGUGGGGUAUUGCAAAAGCAGGCGAACCCAACAAUUUUUUACCGAUGUCAGCAGGUUCCAUACACAUGGAACCGGUCUACGCCACCCUAAGAAGAAAACAGAGGAGGCUCGCUAGAGAGAAUCCAGGAGUACUGAUGGCAGUGUCAAGGGGUGCGAACCAAGCUAUCGCCGAAUGUCAACAUCAGUUUCGCAACAGGCGAUGGAAUUGCUCGACGAAAAAUUUUCUAAGAGGGAAAAAUCUUUUCGGCAAGAUCGUCGACAGAGGAUGUCGAGAGACUGCUUUCAUCUACGCCAUCACGAGUGCAGCAGUGACUCACAGUAUCGCUAGGGCAUGUAGCGAAGGCAGCAUUCAGUCGUGCUCCUGUGAUUACACUCACCAGUCACGCGUAUCAUCUGCCGUUCGAGAUUGGGAAUGGGGUGGUUGCUCGGAUAACAUUGGAUAUGGCUUCAAAUUCUCUCGCGAAUUCGUCGAUACUGGUGAACGUGGCCGAAAUCUCCGUGAGAAGAUGAAUCUACAUAACAAUGAGGCUGGCAGAGCACACGUGACUUCGGAGAUGCGUCAGGAAUGCAAGUGUCACGGUAUGUCCGGCUCGUGCACAGUAAAGACCUGCUGGAUGCGGCUGCCGAAUUUCCGUGUGGUCGGCGAUAACUUGAAGGAUCGUUUCGACGGGGCUUCUCGGGUAAUGGUCAGUAACUCAGACCGAGUGCGCGUUACCAACAAUGCCAUCACCAGCAACUCGGCGAGCAACUCCGUGCAUCAGCAUCGUGAUGGUCUCGGACGUCGGCAGCGCUACAAUUUCCAGCUGAAGCCAUACAAUCCGGAGCAUAAGCCGCCCGGGCAGAAGGAUCUGGUCUACGUGGAGCCGUCACCGCCAUUCUGCGAGAAGAAUCCUAAACUCGGCAUCUUGGGCACUCACGGGCGACAGUGCAACGACACGAGCAUCGGCGUUGAUGGCUGCGACCUGAUGUGCUGCGGUAGGGGUCACAAGACUCAGGAGGUGACAGUAAUCGAGAGGUGCUCCUGCACUUUCCACUGGUGCUGCGAAGUCAAGUGUCAGCUGUGCAGGACGAAAAAGACGGUACACACAUGUCUGUGAAAAGAAACUCGAUCGUAAGAUAUCUCGUAAUCUUGAUCAUCUUCGAUACAACCUUCGUACAGGGUUAAACGAUCAAAGUUCGAACUUUUCCUGUUUUCGCGAUACUUCCUUGUAUAACGAUAUACGUUGAAUUCAAAGGAUGAGACUAUUUCUUUUAAUUUAAAGGAGAGUCUGAGAUAAUCUCUCGUAAACUGUCGCGACGGUCUGUUUCGAGAGAUCCUGUCAUAGGUCUUGCCGGAUGGAGUCGAAGUCGUCGUGGAGUCUUCCGCGUGAACCCGCGGGACCUCCUCGUCUUCAGUAUUACGCGAAACGAACGGAACUACAUAUAUUUAUUAUGCUGCGUCGCGCGCGUAUUAAAGACUGAAAUGGUGAGAAGCGUUCGUACGAUCGUAGAUUUUUAAGGCUUUAAGGUAGGAAGAUUGUAUGGGAUGCGGUAGAAGGGCGAUGUAAAUACCAGCGUAAAAUAUUUGCGUAACGUCGGUUCACUAACUCGCUAUUCACUGAUGAGGAUCAGAUUGAUCCAUCACUGCUCCCAUAAAUAAAAGAUUCUGACAUCUCAGCUGUGACAAUGUUAUACGGUAGAAAAAAAUAAUUUAAGGCUGCUGCUAUUCGCACGUCUCAUCCGACCAUUACUCAUCGAAGACAUUCGAUAAAAUUGUUGUCUCCGCUGAUAAUAUUCUAAUUCAAUUCAUUACAUCUUUUCAUCUAUUAAUCACAUUGGAUUAGAGCUUGCUUCUCCGCUAUAGAGGCUUAUUGAUCACGAUAAGUAAGCUGAUGCACGAAGAAGCCUUCAAUUAUUUUAUCCUACUGCAUGAGGUCUUCGUUUUAAGUGAUGUUCACAUUGGUGAUGAUUGACAUUGGCUAUAACGCGAGCAUCGUGGUCUCGUGAAAGCAUUAUUUAUUUUAAUAGUAUUCUUUUUGCAUUUUAGACACUCGCUCCCUCGGGGAAACAAGCAAUCUCGUAUACAGAUCGCAAACUUGUAUAUAAAUAAAUUAUAGCGAUAUAUUUUGCAGCAAUGCGAGCCAAUCGAUGGCCAAUAUAUUCCUUCGUAAGAAACUAUUGUAAAUACAAGCAGAUUUACACACACGCGAUGAAGGUGAAGCCCUAAAGGGGAGUGGUAAAUUAUUUUUAUAACUUUUUCAUAUUCCGCUCUUUUUUCACUUCUUUCUUUAUCGAGCGCUGGGAUAUCGAGAAUCCCACGGAUUUAGAAAUACCUUUUGUCAAUGCUUGAUAGAAAGAUUACUCUUCGAAUGAGAAAAUUUUAAUAAAUAAGCUAAUUCCAAUGUUGUGCAUAAUAGAUGUAUUAAUUAUU
Acromyrmex echinatior (Panamanian leafcutter ant) is the source of this 3371-nucleotide messenger RNA. It is a transcript of the gene wg, whose product is annotated as Wnt family member 1 wingless. Gene Ontology annotation, cellular component: extracellular region. The record is from RefSeq and is a predicted model, not a curated record. NCBI's taxonomy places the organism in Eukaryota, Metazoa, Arthropoda, Insecta, Hymenoptera, Formicidae. Gene Ontology annotation, biological process: cell fate commitment; canonical Wnt signaling pathway; neuron differentiation. Gene Ontology annotation, molecular function: cytokine activity; frizzled binding.